AUGAACGCCGCACCAAAGCCUGAAGAGGCCAAAGAGUUUAAGGGCAAGCGUUGGGUUGUGUUGUGCGCCGCUGCCGGUGGUUAUGGCAUUAAUUAUGCUUUCCAGGCUAGCGUAUACCACGCCUAUCAUUUAUUGAAAAACCAUGGUAUUCCGGAGGAAAACAUCAUCGUUAUGCACCCUGAUGACUUGGCCUAUAACAAACAAAACCCGACUCAGGGUAUUGUUGUGAACCAGGUCAAAGGUCCCGAUGUCUACCACGAUGUGCCCAAACAUUACGUUAAGGACGAUAUUACACCCAAGACCUUUUUAUCAGUCAUUAGCGGCGAUCCCAAACUGAAAGCUGCGGGAAAGAAAGUGGUAGAAAGUGGCCCUGAUGAUCAUAUAUUUGUCUUUUUAUUCGACCAUGGUGCCACUGAGUUGGUAGCAUUCAGAAAGGGUCAAUUGUUCGCUAAGGACCUGAAAAAUACCCUGGUUCAGAUGCACGAGGACAAGAAAUUCGCCAAGAUGCUGUUUUACCUCGAAGCCUGCGAAUCUGGCUCAAUGUUCGACGGAAUCUUACCUGAUAACAUCAAUGUUUACGCUGCUGCAUCAUCUAGGCCCGAUGAGCCCAGUUACCCAUGCUGCAAUGACCCCAUUAGACACGUUGGUGUUGGUGGUUUGUUCAGCGAUGCCUGGUAUAGAGACAGUGAGACCAAGGACUUGAACACCGAGACUAUUGCCGAACAGUUCACAUUCAUUGCCAAAGAGAUCAAGGGCACUGAGCACUCGGUACACUAUGGUGACGAAUCAAUUGGCAAAAUGACCCUGGCCGAGUUUUUCGGACCCAAAAAGGUGAUCGAUCAGUCGCUGGUCAGCAAUGUCACACGUAAUAAUGAACAAUGCCAAUUGGUUAACCAACGCGAGUUGGCCGUAUGGUUGGCCGAGAAAAACAUCCAGGGUGCUACCAAUGUUAACGACAAAUUAAAAUAUACCCAAGAGUUGGAGCUGAUAUUGAACGGCAGACAAUACGCGGACAAACAGUUGAACGGUUUGUUUGAAACCCUUAAGCCGUUGACCGGUUUGGAGGCCAUCGUUGCCCUCAACACCCGAUCCAAAGUCAAUAACCGCGAGUGUUAUUACAAGUUUGUCCAGACAUUUGAUGAACAGUGCUUUAAUUUAAACAAUAACCCCUACUUUACCGGCAAAUUGCAUGCAUUUGUUAACGUUUGCGAAUCACUGCCACAAACCAGUGCCGCCACCGACAGUGCCAUUGAGCUUAUGGUACAGUACUGUCAACAAAACGCUAACUCAGCUCUUAAUAUCCAGUAAACAUGUUUGAUUUAGUUGAUUUAAACUAGUAC
This is a messenger RNA of Medioppia subpectinata, 1340 nucleotides long. The record is from the annotation of a GenBank genome assembly. Lineage: Eukaryota; Metazoa; Arthropoda; Arachnida; Sarcoptiformes; Oppiidae.